Fragaria vesca subsp. vesca is the source of this 1368-nucleotide messenger RNA. Its product is annotated as protein SCO1 homolog 1, mitochondrial-like. Bases 64 to 993 code for a protein of 309 amino acids. Gene Ontology annotation, biological process: intracellular copper ion homeostasis; mitochondrial respiratory chain complex IV assembly. The transcript has 8 exons. Gene Ontology annotation, molecular function: copper ion binding; copper chaperone activity. Gene Ontology annotation, cellular component: mitochondrial inner membrane. NCBI's taxonomy places the organism in Eukaryota, Viridiplantae, Streptophyta, Magnoliopsida, Rosales, Rosaceae. The record is from RefSeq and is a predicted model, not a curated record.
CCCUCCGCAUUCUUCUUCUUCUUCUUCUUCGUCUCUCUGCUCUUCGCUUCUCUCUAUUUCCCAAUGCUCAGGAUUGUGAAACAUCUUCAGUACGCCAAUCGUUCUUUGGUAAGAUGUGGGCUGCCAGUGUUAUCACCUCCGCUCACUAAGGGUCUUCAGCAUCAUCAUCAGCAUCUCCCUCUCCUUCAACAGUCGUUGAUGAUAUAUCAAAGAUGUCCAUUUUCAACAACUACCCCUGCUUCUGCAAAUCAAGAAGGAUCAAAAUCAAAAACUUCGGAAAAUGCUAAUUCUGAUGAAGGGAGCAAGUCGGGGGAAUCACAUGAAAGCAGUGAUGCUGGAAAGUCUGUUCGUGGAGGGCCUGUUUCGUGGUUGAGCUUUUUGUUGCUCGUAGCAACUGGGGCAGGAGUCAUUCUCUAUUAUGACAAGGAAAAGAGACAGCAUCUUCAAGACAUAUUUAAUGCAUCAAAGGAGGUAAAGGAAGGACCAUCUGCGGGAAGAGCUGCCAUUGGAGGUCCAUUCAAACUUAUCAACCACGAUGGGAAGCCUGUAACUGAAAAAGACUUUUUGGGGAAAUGGACAUUGAUGUACUUUGGAUUCACUCACUGCCCUGAUAUUUGCCCAGACGAAUUACAGAAACUAGCUGCUGCAGUUGAUAAAAUAAAGGCCAAUGCAGGGAUUGAGAUAGUCCCCGUAUUCAUCUCUGUCGAUCCUGAAAGAGAUACUGUUGAGCAAGUCCGUGAAUACAUCAAAGAGUUUCAUCCAACGUUGAUUGGGUUAACUGGUAACCCAGACGAGAUACGCAGUGUGGCCCGUGCCUAUCGCGUAUACUAUAUGAAGACAACUGAAGAAGAUUCAGAUUAUCUUGUUGAUCAUUCCAUAGUCAUGUACUUGAUGAGCCCUAGUAUGGACUUUGUUAAAUUUUUUGGGAAGAACAAUGAUGUUGAUUCGCUUGCUGAUGGCAUAACCAAAGAGAUAAAGCAGUACAAGAAAUAGAGGCAGAGGCAUAUUUUCUGUUCCUUCUCAACUAAUGACAUUUGCACAGUACAUAAUUUAUCUUUCGAAUACAGUGGUCAUUUCUACAUUUCCUUUUUCUUGAUAUUUCUGAUUCUGGUUAUAUUUUAGAACAGUAGAAGGAUUAGUUGCCGGGACAGUGACUAUGAAAUGAAAGGAUCAACAUGAAAAUUCUAUGUUGAGACUUACGAGUUGUUCCAAGAACAGGAUUUUGGCUUUGGCAAGGUUUACUGGUUAAAGCUUAUUGGCAUUGAUAUCUUCUAUUGUCUAGACACCUAAGUCGAUGAAACUUCAUUAAGCUUUGUAUUUCUGCUCUAUGAAUUCAUAAUAACAUGCAUAAAGUUUUUAUUUUAUUUU